Molecule: messenger RNA, 666 nt
Organism: Mytilus trossulus (common blue mussel)
Lineage: Eukaryota; Metazoa; Mollusca; Bivalvia; Mytilida; Mytilidae
Product: E3 ubiquitin-protein ligase TRIM71-like
Exons: 1
Coding region: 1-666 (221 amino acids)
Molecular function (GO): zinc ion binding
Source: RefSeq, a predicted model, not a curated record
AUGGCACAGGUAGCAUCCAAAACAUGUGAAAUUGGUUUUAGCGCCUCAGGAUCACAAUACUGCUUAGAGUGCGAACAAUAUGUUUGCGAAAAUUGUAAAAUCUUUCAUAAAAGGCAGAAAUUGUCAAAAAAUCACCAGUUUCAGUCUUCAGCAGACGAUAUUCCGGAAGCUAAAUUUAAAUGUAAGGAUCACAAUGAAGAUGUCAGUUUAUUGUGUAAUACAUGUAACGUAGUAGUAUGCAGCAAAUGUGUAACUGGAAAUCACAAAGGACAUGCCUUUUCACAGCUUAUGGAUAGCAUAACACAGCUGAAAGAGAAAACUAAAAAGGAUGUGCGUAGAAAGGUACAGGAGGCAACUUUAAACAUGAAAAAGAUCGAAGAAGGUCAGCAGGCGUUUGCUAUGAAGAUUGAAGUAGUAGUUAAAACUAUUACCGAGGAAGGUACAAAGAUAAAGGCUAUGGUUGAUAAAUAUAUCGAAAAGAUGAUUACAUCGAUCAAGAAUCAAUCCAUGUUGGAAAAGGACAAACUGGCAAAAUCAAUGGCAGGUUAUAACAUGGUUUUGAAGUCGGGGAUCCAUCUACACAAGAAAAUACACGAACUAGACAAGAAACUAAACGAAGGAAAAUUGUUACAGUCUUUACAGCUAAUUACAGUCCGUAAAAGAUAA